Messenger RNA from Staurois parvus, 498 nucleotides. Lineage: Eukaryota; Metazoa; Chordata; Amphibia; Anura; Ranidae. The record is from the annotation of a GenBank genome assembly.
UUUGUGUAUGGUGUAGAUGUUUUGGUGGACACAUUAUGGAGAAUAUGGACAGACUUGCUUGAUGUUCUGGGAAUUGAUGCAUCCAACUUUGCCCAUUACUUUAGCCCAACAAUGGUUGCCAGUAACCCCACCAGGGCCCUAAUGCUGGUGGUGGCUGUUCUUCUGGCUUACUGGUUUGCCUCUCUGUUCCUGGGAUUUUUCUUCUACAUCCUGCACGUGAUAUUUGGACGAUUCUUCUGGCUGGUUCGAGUUUCCCUUUUUGGACUGUCUUGUGUGUAUAUCCUGCAAAAAUAUGAAGGAGAACCAGAACAUGCCAUGUUGCCUCUAUGCGUUGUUGUGGCCAUCUAUUUUAUGACUGGACCUGUUGGCCUUUACUGGAGGAGGAACAGUAACAGCAAUCUGGAAGAAAAAAUUGAUCACUUGGACAACCAAAUAAGGUUAUUGAAUAUCCGUCUUGGAAGGGUCAUAGAAAGUCUGGAUAGAGCCAGCGACCAAUGA